AUGACUGAACUUAAAAAUUUUUCAGACCCUCCAAAAAUCAUUGCUACUGAUGGAAUUGCCCAAAUCGAAGUUUUUUCUGCAAAUGAUUCAAGUACAAAAGAACUUCAAUAUUGCAAGGGCUUCUCUAACGGUCAAGAAACUUUAAAAUCUGUCGAUUUAAUCGUCAGAGGAAAUUUGCCUUCGUGGUUGAAAGGUGACUUUUUUACCGUUGGUCCUGGUAUUUAUGAUAUCAAAUACACCAAAAUGAUCGGAACUGACGAAGGUUAUGAGAGUGCGACCGCAACAUUUUCUAUGGGUCAUUGGUUUGAUGG
Messenger RNA from Scutellospora calospora, 311 nucleotides. The record is from the annotation of a GenBank genome assembly. NCBI's taxonomy places the organism in Eukaryota, Fungi, Glomeromycota, Glomeromycetes, Diversisporales, Gigasporaceae.